Messenger RNA from Onychostruthus taczanowskii (white-rumped snowfinch), 2751 nucleotides. RefSeq names its product polypeptide N-acetylgalactosaminyltransferase 5 (gene GALNT5). Bases 1 to 2613 code for a protein of 870 amino acids. The record is from RefSeq and is a predicted model, not a curated record. Gene Ontology annotation, cellular component: Golgi apparatus. Lineage: Eukaryota; Metazoa; Chordata; Aves; Passeriformes; Passeridae. The transcript has 12 exons.
AUGGAGGAAGGCACAGCCCCGCUCCCCCCGGGAUGUCCGGCCGGGGCCGGGCGGGUCCCGGAUCGGGUUCCAGCGCGGGCGGGUCCCGGCGCGGGGCGGGGCGGGUCAGCCCCGUCCCGGCCCCAUCCCCGCGGGACGGGCACGGCGCUGCCCGGGGCCCGGGACAGCGAGCAGCGCCCCUCCGGCACGGCGGGACCCACCGGCCCGGCAGCCCGGAAUGCGGGGACCGCAGCCCAGCCUGCAGCAGAGGAGACAAACACGGGACGCGGAGAAACUCCCCCCGAAACUCCCUUCAUCCUCAUUAGCAACCGGGGGAUGAACCUCGCCAGCCCCGCAGCCCCGCGCCGUGGGCCCCACUCUGCGGGGAACGCCACAGGGAGACCUGGAAAGCACAAAGAACUUGCUGACAAGAGCAGCGGCGGUGCCCACGCUGCCACUGCCACUGCUGGGGCCACCGGCGUGGGUGGCAGGAACCGGGCGCUGGGUACGACACCACGAGCAGCUCCUACAGUGGCUGGCACUGGCCAGGAUGGGCAGGAGAGGAGGAGAACAGCUCCUGGAGCAGAUGGCACUGGCCAGGAUGGGCAGGAGCGGCCCCAUCCCCGGCCCGCCUCCCGCUCCGCUGGCCCGGGGCUCCCGCGCCCGCCCGGGAUGAGCGGGCUGCGGCGGCUGUUCCGCGGCAGCGGGCGGGCCCUGGCCUUCGUGUUCGCCGCCUCGGUGGCCUGGGUGCUGCUCGACAUGGCCGCGCUCCGCCUCUCGCUCGGCGAGGCGAGCGGGCGGCUGCUGCGGGAGGCGGCGGGGGAUGACGGGCAGGAGCAGAGGAGAGCAGCUCCUACAGUGACUGGCACUGGCCAGGAUGGGCAGGAGCAGAGGGAAACAGCUCCUGGAGUGGCUGGGACUGGCCAGGAUGGGCAGGAGCGGAGGAGAACAGCUCCUGGAGCGGCUGGGACUGGCCAGGAUGGGCAGGAGCGAGGGGGAGCAGCUCCUACAGCUGCUGGGACUGGCCAGGAUGGGCAGGAACAAGCAGGGGGCAGCCCGGGAAUGCACAGAGUCCUGUCCAUGGAUGCAACGCUCGCCCCAAGAGACCCCCGAGCUCCCGGCCAGUUUGGACACCCUGUUGUUGUCCCUGAUGAUAAACAAGAAGAAGCGAAAAGCAGAUGGAAAGAAGGAAACUUUAAUGUCUACCUCAGCGAUCUGAUCCCUGUGGAUCGAGCCAUCGCAGACACCAGGCCUGCCGGGUGCUCUGAGCAGCAGGUGCACGACGACCUGCCGAGCACCAGCAUCAUCAUGUGCUUUGUGGACGAGGUGUGGUCCGCCCUGCUGCGCUCCGUGCACAGCGUGCUCGGCCGCUCGCCCCCGCACCUCGUCGAGGAGAUCAUCCUGGUGGACGACUUCAGCACCAAGGAGUACCUGAAGGAGCAGCUGGACGAGUACAUGUCGCGCUUCCCCAAGGUGAAGAUCCUGCGCCUCCGGGAGAGGCACGGGCUGAUCCGGGCCAGGCUGGCGGGAGCUGAGGUCGCCAGAGGCGCCGUGCUGACCUUCCUGGACUCGCACGUGGAGUGCAACGUGGGCUGGCUGGAGCCGCUGCUGCAGCGCGUGCGCCUGCGCCGCACCAAGGUGGCCUGCCCCGUCAUCGAGGUCAUCAGCGACAAGGACAUGAGUUACAUGACCGUGGACAACUUCCAGCGUGGGAUUUUUACUUGGCCAAUGAAUUUUGGAUGGAGGCAGAUUCCACAAGAGGUCAUUGAGAAAAAUAAGAUCAAGGAAACUGAUAUAAUAAGGUGCCCCGUCAUGGCAGGCGGCCUGUUCUCCAUCGAUAAGAAGUAUUUUUCUGAGUUGGGAAUGUACGACCCAGGACUGGAUGUUUGGGGAGGGGAAAAUAUGGAGCUUUCAUUCAAGGUCUGGAUGUGCGGAGGAGAGAUCGAGAUAGUUCCGUGCUCCAGAGUCGGGCACGUUUUCAGGAAUGACAAUCCUUAUUCCUUCCCCAAAGACCGUGUGAGGACGGUGGAGAGGAACCUGGCCCGCGUGGCAGAGGUGUGGCUGGACGAGUACAAGGAGCUGUUCUACGGCCAUGCCUAUCACCUGCUGCACAGCGCCGUGGAUGUCGGCGACCUGAGCCAGCAGAUCCGGCUGCGGGAGCAGCUCCGCUGCAAAAGCUUCCACUGGUACCUGGAGAACGUGUACCCGGACCUGGAAGCUCCACUGGUUAAAGCCAGCGGGCUGCUCGUUAACGUGGCCCUGGCGGGGUGCAUCGCUGUGGAAGGCACCAGCCUGGCGUUUGAGGAGUGUGACGUUAACAGCACGCACCAGAAGUUCAACUACACCUGGCUGAGGCUGGUCCAGCACGGAGAGCUGUGCCUGGCCCCGGCUGGCGUCGUGGGAGCCGUGGGCCUGCGCCGCUGCCAGGGCAGGAGCCGCAGCCUGGCCUGGCUCCACAGGUCGCUGGCCACCGUCCAGCCGGGGCUGACCCACCACCUGGUCUCGGAGCACGGGCAGCUCCCGCAGCCGGCGUGCCUGGAGGUGGAUCCCUCGUACAGAGCGCUGCGGGUGAAGGGCUGUGACCCCAGGAACCCCCACCAGAAGUGGCAGUUCAGCAGGUACCACGCGGACUGAGGGCAGCCCGCUGCACCACGACUGCCACGGUGUCACCGCGGGCUCGGGGGACAUCGGCGCGGCUGACCAAGGGGGAACUGGAAUGUGUGAUGUGAUACCUGCACGUGGAGGGAUCCAAACACCCAGAGCCUGAACACA